Molecule: messenger RNA, 519 nt
Organism: Salvia splendens (bonfire salvia)
Lineage: Eukaryota; Viridiplantae; Streptophyta; Magnoliopsida; Lamiales; Lamiaceae
Product: pyridoxal phosphate homeostasis protein-like
Exons: 6
Cellular component (GO): intracellular anatomical structure
Molecular function (GO): pyridoxal phosphate binding
Source: RefSeq, a predicted model, not a curated record
AUGCUUAUUACGUUUGCAGUGAUCGCCUUUGCUUUAUCAUCCCCAUACGAUGGCGACUCCGGCCGUGGAAGGCGUAGUUGGUCCGGCCGCCGCGCCGAUGAUGUAAGGGUGGUUGCAGUGAGCAAGACCAAACCUCUGGCCCUCAUUGACCAACUUUACGCCGUCGGCCAUAGAUGUUUCGGCGAUAACUAUGUCCAGGAAAUUAUCGAAAAAGCCCCAAUGUUAUGAUAGCUGCCUGAAGACAUUGAGUGGCAUUUCGUCGGCCAUUUGCAGAGCAACAAAGCGAAAGCGCUGCUCAAAUAUACAUUUUUUUUCACAAAUAUACAUACUACCUUCGCAAUGCAUCACACUUUAUUGAACUGUAGAGCUGAGGUAUGCAAAGCCCUUGAAAUCUCGGAAUCCCAGUGUGAGUUAUCAAUGGGCAUGUCUGGUGACUUUGAGCAAGCGAUUGAAAUGGGUAGUACUAGCGUGAGAAUAGGAACAACCAUAUUUGGGCCAAGGGAUUACUCAAAGAAGUAA